Branchiostoma floridae (Florida lancelet) is the source of this 6020-nucleotide messenger RNA. Its product is annotated as galactosylceramide sulfotransferase-like. NCBI's taxonomy places the organism in Eukaryota, Metazoa, Chordata, Leptocardii, Amphioxiformes, Branchiostomatidae. The record is from RefSeq and is a predicted model, not a curated record. Bases 1579 to 2973 code for a protein of 464 amino acids. The transcript is spliced from 5 exons. Gene Ontology annotation, cellular component: membrane. Gene Ontology annotation, biological process: glycolipid biosynthetic process. Gene Ontology annotation, molecular function: galactosylceramide sulfotransferase activity.
UUUCAGUUUUUUUCACCCCUACGCCGUCCGGUAAAGUGGUUCAGGUCUUCGUUAUGAUCGCACAUUAAGCCUUGAGUUAAUUGAAUAUCGUCAAGCAGAUGUUGUCCUCGUCGGAAUACGCCAUCUCGUUCGGGCUUUGUGUUUCCAGUACUGAGGUUGGUUUGAUAUAGCAUACUGUUCACAUUUUGCGUGGUUGAUAGUCAUAUGCAUUUUAUGGUUAGAACGUGUUUGAUCCUUGGGUUCUUUUUUUCGUGGUAGCUUUUUUCAUUACCGAUGUAAUAAUUUGAGAAAUCACCCCUAUUUCCCUGGUAUUGUGGAGCAGCUGGCCUAUUGGUUCUCCAUCUCUGUCUGUGUUGACCGUGAGAUUGUACUGUUCUUCUGUCGGCCUAUGGUUGGUUGGUGGAUCUGCCCGUUCAGCAUGAGGGAUCUUCUCACCUUGGUUCCAUGGUGUGUCGCACAUCUUGAACCUGACGCUCUGACGCUUUUCGCUGACUUUGUUCCUCUGCGGCAUGGUAGCUCAGAAAAGUGAAUCCUAUUCUCUGCCUGGAUAAAGUCUGAGAUUCUUGGAGAAACCUGCUCAAGUUUAUAGGAUUGCCCUAAAUUAUAAAAAAAAAUGUUGUUACUCUGCUGCCCUGCCUUAGCCACUAUGCUCCCAGCUAGGCUUGCGAUGCCCACCCUGGCCCUUACAGACACCUGUUUGAUUGAUUGCUGUCAUAUGCUCAUUGAAUGUCAGAAAGCUUUAAUAUUUUGUUGUGUGUCGUAGAACUCUCCCCUCUUAACUUUUAAGUGUAAAAAACAUGAAUUCUGCCCAUUUGGCAUCCCCAGUACAGGUCAGACAUCAACGUUGCUUGCUCCCAUUGAAACCUAGCAUAAGAGACAGUGAAACAAGUCCUUGUAAAAGUGCUUACCUUUAUUUCAAUCUUAAAAAUUCUUCUCCAGCAGUUAGUCACAAGGGAAUACUUGAGAAACAUGCAAAGAAAACAGAGGGUUGUUCGGCUCGUUCACCCAGCACAGCUGACAAAAGAAAACAAACCUUACACCUUUGACCCAGUUUUACUGCCAUCCGCAGGACCCAAUAACUCAGAUCUGUCCCUACUGUUAACUGAAGAAAUUUUGACCAAAAUAGGAAAGAUCAAACCCUACCUGUCACUUCUAACAAAAAGAAAACCUUCAAGGUUGGGCAAAAAUUUCCAAAGAAAAGAAGGAUUUUCAAAGGUUCUAAGUAGGGAAAGCUUGGGGUUAAAGACGCAAGACGUGUAACUAAGAUAGCCGAGAGAAACGUUAUCUGUACCUGACACUUGAGGCGGGAAUACUACACGGGAACACCAUAGGUGAGUUUUGUUUGAUCAUUUUUGCUCAAGCAAAAAUGAUCAAACAUCAGUAACAAGCCGUUGAGAAAGUCAGUGGUCUUUUCUUCGCAAAGGAGUAAUCAUAGAACUGCCACAAGGUAGGGAAAGCUUGGGGCAAAGACGUUUAAAAAGCAAGACGUGUAACUAAGGUAGCAAAACGUUAUCUGUACCUGGCGCUUGAGGCGGGAAUACUACACGGGAACACCAUAGGAUCAUCAAAGUUGCAGACAUGGUGACUCACAUGGCGAGCUCGCGAAUGACUACGGCGUUUUGGGGCUGCACUUUUUUGGGUUUCCUCGUCUUCGUUGGGAUCGGCUUCAUUUCCACAAACAUGUAUGAGGACAGCAUGCCGAGUUCAAACUGGGCGCCACCUCACAAGAUGCCCAACAGGAAAUUUUCCGGCACACGUGGUGAAGAAAUCUGUGACGUCAAGCAAAACUUCGUGUUCGUGAAGGUACACAAAGCAGGAGGAACAACAGCAACCUGCAUCUUCCAACGCUUCGGCUACGAACACAACCUGACCUUCGUUCUUCCAAUGAAUAUCAAGAGUGACAUCGGCUGGCCCAACAUCUUCAAACGAGAAGACUUCAUUCCGUCGGCGGACGGCACAUUUAACCUUCUAGUUGAUCACACUGUCUAUCAUAGGAAGUUGUUAGAUCACAUCAUGCCUCCCGAUACUGUCUACAUCGCCAUUCUUAGACAUCCACUAGCUCAACUCAGAUCUGUUUUCAACUGGUAUGGCCUUGCCAAAAGGUUCCCUGAAUUGAAAGGAGCUCGAGUAGACCCUGUUGCUUCGUUCCUGAAGGAUCCCGAAAAAUACCAAAUUCCUCUCGUUGCCCGGUCAAAAGCACCUCACACCCUUUCCAAGAACUUCAUGGCGUACGAUCUUGGAUUCCCUCCAGGACUUUUUGAUGACCGAUCCUCUGUCGAUGAGUUUGUUCAAAAGAUAGCUAGAGAAAUUGAUUUGGUUCUUAUUUUAGAGCACUUCAGCGAAUCGCUUGUAUUGUUGAGGCGGAUGAUGUGCUGGAAGUUAAAAGACAUUCUGUAUAACGUUAGUCCCAAAAAUCUACGGAAAUAUACAAAACCUACAACAGAAAAUGCAAGUUUAGUUGAGGCUCAUCGUCGCUGGAGCAAUGUGGAUUAUUUUUUGUAUGAUCAUUUCAAUGCGACGCUUUGGCAGAAAAUUCAAGACGAGGACAACGAUUUUCACCAAGAGGUGCGCCAUUUUGAAAACGUACUGCAGUCAAUGACCACAUACUGUACCAAGGCAAUCCUGGAAUUCGAAGUUCAGAAGAGACUGGUCACUCGUAGAGCUAGGGCAGCAAUCAAGAAGGUACCAAAUGUAACGCUAGUUACUACGUGGGAAGUUAACAAUGCAGCGGGAAGGCAGACAAUUCCGAGAACAGCUUGGCACGAUCAGUUUGAUAUAGAUCCGCACUUGUGCCUAAAGCUGAGAAUGGAAUGGCAGGACUGGGAAUACGUUUUGAAAAAGAAACACAAGCUGAUGGUGAAAAACGGUUCAGAUACAGUCAGAAGCGCUAUACAAUUCAACCGUCUGAAAAUUCUGGAUCAAACCCUACUUUCAAAUGUCUUCAACAUGACGUACGAACAGGACGUGCAAUGACAAAAGACAGCGUUUUAAAAGUUAGAUAUUCUUAGUGAUUGUGUUUCUGUAAGCUAUAUGGAUGUCAUCUUCCAGGAAGCCCAAAAACUGAUGCGAAAAUUAUUGCCAUGGCGACGGUUUUAUUGUUUAGAAGUAUGAAUGAUUGUUGGUGUUGGUGUGCUUUACUUUUCGUGUUCUAUCCAUUCGCCUGACUGUAUGAAUAUGCAUUUUACGCGAUUAAUGUUUGUAGGGCCUUGCUGACAACAAGAAAGGAGGUUUGACUUUCUUAUGAGUGAGGAGUGACCUAUUGUAAAUGUUUCUCAUUGAUUCCACAAAUGAGGUCCUCUUUUGCAUAAAUCAUAUCUUCUCUAUCUAAAUAACAAAAUGCUCAUAUGAAUAUAAAAGUCUUAGCAAGGGGCAUUUUCUACUAAACUCCAGUUUGCAGUUUUUGCAGCUUACCAUUAUAAUGCCAAAUGUCGCAAGAAUUAAAUUCUCAUCCUUUGACAUUAUGCUAUUAUAACACUUUCUCAUGAAUUGUGCAAACUAGGUAACAAUUUGUACGAUGGGUGUCUGUCGAUAUUUCUCUAUAUUUCAGUUACAUAAGUCAUGUUUGAGUUACAUUAGUCAUGUUUGAGUGUCCUAUUAUGAAAUGAUGUGGAUUAAUAAACUGUCCUCAUUAAUUAUGCAAAUUAGCCCCUGAUUUGCAUUGAUAGUCCUUAAUUACAGAAGGCAUAUCCGAAGCUAUCUACAUUCCAAAUAUCAUGACGAUCCGUCAAUCCCUUCUCGAGAAAUUUCACCCUCCAAAGGAAUGAUACAACUGCGCACGCGCGGACUAAUUUAUGCAUAAUUCCGUGAAUCUUUGCCAAUCGAACAUAUGCUACUCAGUUGGGCUAAUAUUUUUGUCUAUUUCUGCUCAUCGAAUGUCAGAAAGCUUUAAUAUUUUGUUGUCUUAGAACUCUCCCCUCUUAACUUUUAAUUGUAGAAAACAUGAAUUCUGCCCAUUUGGCAUCCCCAGUACAGUUCAGACAUCAACGUUGCUUGCUCCCAUUUAAACCUAGCAUAAGAGACAGUGAAACAAGUCCUUGUAAAAGUACUUACCUUUAUUUCAAUCUUAAAAAUUCUUCUCCAGCAGUUAGUCACAAGGGAAUACUUGAGAAACAUGCAAAGAAAACAGGGGGUUGUUCGGCUCGUUCACGCAGCACAGCUGACAAAAGAAAACAAACCUUACACCUUUGACCCAGUUUUACUGCCAUCCGCAGGACCCAACAACUCAGAUCUGUCCCUACUGUUAACUGAAGAAAUUUUGACCAAAUUAGGAAAGAUCAGACCCUACCUGUCACUUCUAACAAAAAAAAACCUUCAAGGUUGGGCAAAAAUUUCCAAAGAAAAGAAGGAUUUUCAAAGGUUUUAAGUAGGGAAAGCUUGGGGUUAAAGACGCAAGACGUGUAACUAAGAUAGCCGAGAGAAACGUUAUCUGUACCUGACGCUUGAGGCGGGAAUACUACACGGGAACACCAUAGGAUCAUCAAAGUUGCAGACAUGGUGACACACAUGGCGAGCUCGAGAAUGACUACGGCGUUUUGGGGCUGCACUUUUUUGGGUUUCCUCGUCUUCGUUGGGAUCGGCUUUAUUUCCACAAACAUGUAUGAGAACAGCAUGCCGAGUUCAAACUGGGCGCCACCUCACAAGAUGCCCAACAGGAAAUUUUCCGGCACACGUGGUGAAGAAAUCUGUGACGUCAAGCAAAACUUCGUGUUCGUGAAGGUACACAAAGCAGGAGGAACAACAGCAACCUGCAUCUUCCAACGCUUCGGCUACGAACACAACCUGACCUUCGUUCUUCCUAUGAAGAUCAAUAGUGAGGUCGGCUGGCCCAACAUCUUAAAACGAGAAGACUUCAUUCCGUCGGCGGACGGCACAUUUAACGUUCUAGUUGAUCACACUGUCUAUCAUAGGAAGUUGUUAGAUCAUAUCAUGCCUCCCGAUACUGUCUACAUCGCCAUUCUUAGACAUCCACUAGCUCAACUCAGAUCUGUUUUCAACGGGUAUGGCCUUGCCAAAAGGUUCCCUGAAUUGAAAGGAGUAGACCCUGUUGCUUCGUUCCUGAAGGAUCCCGAAAAAUACCAAAUUCCUUACGUCACAAAGUCAAAAGCACCUUACACCCUUUCCAAGAACUUCAUGGCGUACGAUCUUGGAUUCCCUCCAGGACUUUUUGAUGACCGAUCCUCUGUCGAUGAGUUUGUCCAAAAGAUAGCCAGAGAAAUUGAUUUGGUUCUUAUUCUAGAGCACUUCAGCGAAUCACUUGUAUUGUUGAGGCGGAUGAUGUGCUGGACGUUGAAAGACAUUCUGUAUAAUGUUAGUCCCAAAAAUCUGAAGGAGUACAGAAAACCAACAACGGAAAAUGCAAGUUUAGUUGAGGCUCAUCGUCGCUGGAGCAAUGUGGAUUAUAUUUUAUAUGAUUAUUUCAAUGCGACGCUUUGGCAGAAAAUUCAAGAUGAGAACAACGAUUUUCACCAAGAGGUGCGCCAUUUUGAAAACGUACUGCAGUCAAUGACGACAAACUGUACCAAGGCAAAUGUGACGCCAGUUUCUACGUGGGAAGUUAACAAUGCAGCGGGAAGGCAGACAAUUCCGAGAACAGCUUGGCACGAUCAGUUUGAUAUAGAUCCGCACUUGUGCCUAAAGCUGAAAAUGGAAUGGCAGGACUGGGAAUACGUUUUGAAAAAGAAACAUGUGCACAGGCCGAUGGUGAAAAAUGGUACAGAUAUAGUCAAAAGCACCAUACAGUACACACGCCCCAAAAUUCUGGAUCAAACCCUACUUUCAAAUGUCUUCAACAUAACGUCGGAACAGGACGUGUAAUUGCAAAAGACGGCGUUUUAAAAGUUAGACAUAUUCUUAGUGCUUGUGUUAGCUUCUGUAAGCCUUGAUACUGUUCAUUGUUUUCCCUAUACUAAUCUGGACACAGCCACUUGUGGUUUUAGUGUUAGCUAGGCCAUGUUGAUUCGAUUAUAUGAUGUCAUCCUCUGGGAAGCUCAAAACUGAUGUGAGCGUACGAAUAAAGCGUU